AUGACAGGAGCUGCAUGCCAGCAGCGAGUGCUGGGAGGCGAAACCAAAGGGAAACAGCAGCCAGGACUUGCCAAAGACAACACCACUCCCGCCAGCAGCGUCGGACCCCCAAUUCAUCCAGCACAUCCAGAAGUCGCCAUUACAGAAACCGUGUUAGAGCACCCAGUGCUGGGAGCCCCACUCACCGCUCAGACGCGAUCAGAGGCUGACCCGGACAUCUGCGGAGAAAACCUUCAGAUAAAUGGGCUCUGGGCCCACGAGUUCUGCCGGAGGUGCUUCAUCUGUGGCCAGAGUGGGGCCACCAUCGCCUGCUGUCAAACAGACUGUGACCUGAGCUUCCACCUGCCCUGUGUCACCCAGUUCAUGCCACCGUACAGGGCCUUCUGCCCCGCACACAGCCCACAGCAGGCAGUGGAGGCGACUCCAGGGCCGGGCACCCAAUGCCUCAUCUGCUUGGAGCCUGUGGAGGACAGAAAGACCUUCAACACCCUGGUGUGCCCGGCCUGCAUGACCGCCUGGUUCCACAGGGACUGCAGCCAAGGACAGGCUCUGCGCUCUGGAUUUUUAUCCCUCCAGUGCCCCAUCUGCAGAAACAGGCACACUUUUCUCAGGGAUAUGGUCACCAUGGGGAUCCGAAUCCCCUUCAGGUUGGUGUCCUUCUGCCUGGCUCACAACACAGGGGGUGCAAGUGCUGUGCUGUUCCAGGGCCUGCCCCAGCAGUCCUGGCCCUGCCCUUUUCCGCCACCAUCAUGGGAGGGCAUUAAUGUAUUCACUGAGCUAGGAGAGAGACACAGGCACUGUGAUGCCCGUGAGUGCCUUUUUCCAGGAGGCAGGCAGGAGGCAGAGGAGGAGGGGCCCUGGGAAUUGCUCUGGUGCUCCUCCUGUGCUGCUGAGGGCACCCACAGACCCUGCUCUGGCCUGAGGGACAGCAUAAGCAGCUGGGAAUGGGAUGGCUGUGCUGGUCUGGGCACAGCCCCCAUGGAAGAGCCUGAGCUUGACAGCCCCAGCCUGUCCACACAGUCAGGCUUGGAGCCUUCCCAUGAACCCAAGACCAUCAGCCCCAGCACUGGAGAUGAGCAGCCCCAGCACUGAGAACCAGGUGACAUCAGACUCAUCCCACAGCAGCUCCUCAGAACCUGAGGACAGCACCUGCUCCAGCAGUCCUGGGCCUGACCUGACACAA
This is a messenger RNA of Pseudopipra pipra, 1183 nucleotides long. RefSeq names its product PHD finger protein 7-like. Gene Ontology annotation, cellular component: nucleus. The transcript has 9 exons. The record is from RefSeq and is a predicted model, not a curated record. NCBI's taxonomy places the organism in Eukaryota, Metazoa, Chordata, Aves, Passeriformes, Pipridae. Bases 1 to 1092 code for a protein of 363 amino acids.